UUUGCUUCUUUUUUUUUGUCCAAAGAAAUAGUUCAUGCGUUUAUAUCUGCGUGUCUUUUUCAGCUCAUAAUGUUUAUGUUUGUCCUAGGUUAAUUAGGCAGCAUGCUUAUAGAACUCGAGCGAUCAUCGCGCCGGCAGAUGCCAGAUGGCAGCGUUAACGAGCUGGCUAGCUAGCAUUCAGAAUGCUACUACUAGCUGUCUCAUGAAUCUUAUGUUUUCUAGGGUCAACGCAAUCAUCGAAACAGACCAACUGCACGUCUGCACAGGUAUUAGCUAGCACAAAUUCAGAAUAAAAUGAUCAUAGAAAUAAUAGCUUCAGCACGAGACGCUCAGUAUAAAUACUGUGUAUGGCAGCAUCGCUUCUCAUCUCAGAGCAAAGCUAGAGGCUAGAGAGAAGACGACACGACAGGGAGAGACAUAGGCAUUUCAGCAUUUGAAGAGAGAUGGAAACGGGAGUGUUCGUCGUGUCCGCCGUGGUAGGAUUGUUCGCGGUGGCGAGCGCCGUCCUGGGGUUCAUCGCCGAGGAGAAAAAACUCACCCCCGAAGACAUCGACGUGUCGAGCGGCGAGUGCGAGUACCCGGCGAACGCCGCCUUCGUGCUGGGGAUAUGCGCGGUGCUCCUGCUGGCGGUGGCACAGAUCAUCGUCUCCUCCGUCGCCGGCUGCUGCGGAUGCUGCAGGCCUCGUGCCGGCGCUUCCGAGUCCAGGCGUGUCACCGGCAUUGUCUGCUCUGUCUUCUCAUGGAUCGCGGCGAUCGUCGCGGGUGUGUCCUUCGUGCAAGGCGCGGCGUGGAACGCGCCGGUGACGCGCGACACGGCGCCGCUGUGCUACUACCUCAAGGACGGCGUCUUCAGGAGGGCGGCCGUGCUGAGCCUCGCCGCCGCCGUGUUCGGGAUCAAGUCCUACAUCAUGCUUCGCGUCGCCGCGGCGGUCGAGCCUAAGCCCGACGGCCAGCAGCCGCAGCCGCAGCAGGCCCCCGCCGCACCGGUUGUGACGGGAUAUCCGCCGCAAGGAUAUGCGCCUAACCAGCAGUUCACUGCUGCGGCUGAUCAAGUAUAUGGGCCGAGCGCGCUGUACCCUCCUACCAAAGGUUAUGGCCAAGUGUAGAAGCGUCCGUGGCCCCGCCCAGUGGCCCCGUCCAGGUUUUGCAGGGCUGGUUUGGUUUGAGGCCUAAAUUAGGCUUACCAAUAUUUGGCAAUUUUAAUAAUGUUUAGUAUCUAUUUGGUUUGAAGCCAAAUUUUGAUAUGCCUAAAAAAAUAGGCCAUUUCA
Molecule: messenger RNA, 1268 nt
Organism: Oryza sativa Japonica Group (Japanese rice)
Lineage: Eukaryota; Viridiplantae; Streptophyta; Magnoliopsida; Poales; Poaceae
Product: protein VASCULATURE COMPLEXITY AND CONNECTIVITY
Source: RefSeq, a predicted model, not a curated record